Molecule: messenger RNA, 2313 nt
Organism: Penicillium lagena
Lineage: Eukaryota; Fungi; Ascomycota; Eurotiomycetes; Eurotiales; Aspergillaceae
Gene: optD
Exons: 2
Coding region: 1-2313 (770 amino acids)
Biological process (GO): transmembrane transport
Molecular function (GO): oligopeptide transmembrane transporter activity
Source: RefSeq, a predicted model, not a curated record
AUGGAGUCCGAAAAAUUCGAGUCUGUCAAGCCUACCCCCUUCCAGACGGACGAGGAGGUGGGCGAGGGCCGUAUGGACAAAGUGGAGCUUGACGCUUCUAGCCAGGAAGAGCAGGAUGAGAAUGUCGAGUACGAUUAUGAAUCGCAUCGAUCGCCCUUCCCGGAGGUCCGGGCUGUUGUCCCUGAAACCGACGAUCCAACUAUGCCUGUCAACACGGUGCGCAUGUGGGUACUGGGGAUUGUUUUCACCAUGUUCGGAUCGGGCAUCAACCAGUUCUUCUCCCUGCGCUAUCCAUCCGUACACAUCGUCGCUCUCGUGGCGGAAUUGCUGGCCUAUCCUCUCGGCGUCUUCCUCGCAAAGACUCUCCCGGUCACCCCAAUCAAUCUAGGUCCUCUAGGCUCCUUUACUAUCAACCCAGACCGCAAGUUCAACAUCAAGGAGCAUGCAACGAUCGUAAUCAUGAGCAACGUAUCUUUCGGAUAUGCUAGCGCCGACUCGACAAACAUCAUCCAAGCCUCCAGCAAAGCAUUUUACAACUUCGGGCUCUCGGCUGGCUUCUAUGUGCUUAUCGUUAUUUGCGCGCAGCUUCUCGGAUUCGGCGUUGCUGGACUUACCUCUCCGUGGCUCGUCGAACCAGCUCGCAUCAUCUGGCCUGGUGUCCUGUCCAAUUGCGCCAUGCUUGAAACGCUACACUCGCGCGCAAACCACGUCGCAGACGGAUGGCGCAUCUCCCGCCUGCGCUUCUUCCUGUAUGUCAUGGCCGGCGCGUUCGUCUGGUACUGGUUUCCUGGCCUGAUGUUCACCGCGUUGUCCUACUUCACCUUUGUGUGCUGGAUCGCGCCCAAGAAUGUCAUUGUCAACCAGCUGUUUGGCAUGCAGACCGGGUUAGGGCUUAGUCCCAUCACCUUCGACUGGAGCCAGGUCGCAUACAACACCAAUCCACUACUUUCCCCUUCAUGGGCCGCAAUGAACGUGUUCGCGGGCUUUGCGGUCUUCUAUUGGAUCGUCGUGCCCGUGCUCUACUACAAGAACGUCUGGUUCACGGCGUACCUACCACUCAUGACCGCCGACGUCUACGACAACACCGGCGCCGUGUAUGAUACAUCCCGAGUCGUCUCCCCAGACAAGACCCUCGAUAUAGCCGCGUAUCAGAAGUACUCUCCUCCCUACCUCGGAAUGACCUUCGCAUUCGUGUACGGACUCUCUUUCGCAUCAAUCACCGCCGUGCUCACGCACAUCGGUUUCUGGCAUGCGCGCGAUCUCUGGGCAGCGCUCAAGGGCCGCAACAGACUCGAUAUCCAUGCGCGUCUGAUGCGCGCCUCGUACAAAUCCACGCCGUGGUACUGGUACGCCGCGAUUAUCCUGGUGAUCCUGGGGGUCUCCAUUGCAGUCGUUGAAGUUUACGGCACCAACCUUCCCGUGUACGGAGUGUUCCUGGCGCUGAUUAUCCCGGCCGUGUAUAUGAUUCCCUGUGGGAUCGUGCAGGGAAUCACCAACGUCGAUGCAAACCAGUUGAAUGUGCUCGCCGAGUUUAUAGGCGGGUACCUCUUUGAAGGACGCCCGCUGGCAAACAUGAUCUUCAAGGUCCUUUCGACUGAUGUAGUCGGACAGGGUGUGUACUUUGCCAUGGACAUGAAACUCGCACAUUACCUCAAAGUACCCCCGCGCACAUGCUUCGCUGCGCAGGGGGUUGCCACUCUCCUGGGUGCGCUGACCCAGGCAGGCGUCACGAUCUGGAUGCUGGGUAACAUCGAAGAUAUCUGCGAACAGCACCAGUCCGACGGAUUCUCCUGCCCCAACGGUCGCACGGUUUACUCCUCGUCCGUGAUCUGGGGGCUCGUCGGCCCGCGCCGUCUCUACUCAGCCGGCCAGAUCUACUCGGGACUGCUGCACUUCUUCUGGAUCGGCGCCAUCGCACCACUGGUGACCUAUGGACUAUAUCGUGUGACCCGCCGUGAAUUCUGGAAAUUCAUCAACUGGCCGCUCAUCUUCGUGGGGACGUACAACGUCCCGCCGGCAACGGGAAUCAACUACUCCAGCUGGGCGCUGGUGAACUUCAUCUUCAACUACUUCAUUCGCCGCCGCUUCUUUGCCUGGUGGACUAAGUAUAACUAUAUUCUGGCGGCGGCUUUGGAUACGGGCCUUGCGCUUAGUGGAAUUGUCAUCUUCUUUUGCAUUUCUUACACGGGCGCUGUGUUCCCGUCUUGGUGGGGGAAUACUGUCUAUCUUAAUACGGCGGACGCGGAGGGCGUUUCUUGGUUGCCUUUGCCCAAGAGGGGAUAUUUUGGUCCUGCUAAUGGGACUUGGACUUGA